UCUGAGGAGCUGAUCAAAAAGGAAAUGCUGGUUAUGCUGCAUUAUGACAACUUGCACAACCCGCCCCCAGCCCUGCUGACUGACAUCACGCGUACCGCCGAUGGAAAACUGCUCAGCGCCACGGCUCAGCAGAAGAGACUGCAACAGCUCAAUGCCACUCAUGAGGCUCAUCUGAAGGAGACGCCCUUCGAGGACUUUGAUGACGAGGAUCUCGCAGAGGUACGUGCGCCUGCCACCAGAUUUCUGCCCGUCUACCCUGCUGCCUGA
Dibothriocephalus latus is the source of this 267-nucleotide messenger RNA. Lineage: Eukaryota; Metazoa; Platyhelminthes; Cestoda; Diphyllobothriidea; Diphyllobothriidae. The record is from the annotation of a GenBank genome assembly.